AUCGAUUGUACAAGUGUUCAUAUUCCAUUUUCGAUUGUUUCAGUAUAUUGACUAUCGAAUGUGAUAUAAAAAUGGCGACCGCAUCUUUGAUUGUAGUGAUGUGCCCGUGGUUUUGUAUUGAUUAAUUAAAGAAAAGAGUUCCUAAGAAGAAAACGUGAAAAGAUGUCACUCUCAAAGUCCAGACUUACUGAGUUUAAUGAUGGCUGGCUUUGUGAUCAACGGUUUCAGCCAUGGCUUCAAAAGGUUGAGAAAGACAAGCAUGUCUUCUUCUGCUCUUUGUGUCGGAGCACUCUCAGUUUAAGCAACAUGGGAAAAAGAGCAGUUACAAGUCAUCUCAAUGGUCAGAAACAUAAGUCUCGUUCUCGGGUAAAUAGUGAAUGUGAUCUGAGAAUUUUUCUAAAAAAAAGUAACACUGAUGCAAGUACUAGUUCUCAGGAGUCUUCAAGAUUUAGUCAAUCUGAGGAAAGUUUGCAAGAGAAUAAAUGUGCAAAAGAUGUUAAUGAAAGUGAAAAUUUGUCAUUCUUAAAUACAAAAGAAAUUGUCUCCCAACAGUCUGUUACAUCUCGUCCAUUGCAGUCAUUCUUAUUGAAAAAUGAAAAUACCAAAGCCGAUAUAUUAUGGUGCCUUCUAGUUGUAAUGAAUCAUUGGUCAGUGAAUUCUGCAGGGAAAGCUGUUCAAGUUUUCAAAGCUAUGUUUAGUGAUAGUUCAAUAGCCAUGAACAUGCGUCUUCAACGCACAAAGAUUUCAUACACCAUAGUUUAUGGUUUAGCUCCAUAUUUUCACAAGGAGUUAUUGCAAGAAAUUUCUCAGUGUGAUUUCUUUGUCAUUUCUUUUGAUGAAUCACUUAAUAAAAUUGCCCAGAAAGAACAGAUGGACAUUGUCAUUCGCUUUUGGAGCAAAUCUAAGGACACUGUAAGUACACAUUAUUUCACUUCAGUUUUUUUGGGUCAUACAACUGCUGCUGACCUUAUACGAUCUUUUAAAGAGGCAGUAUCAGAACUAGACUUACGAAAGCUAAUGCAAUUAUCCAUGGAUGGGCCAAAUGUGAAUAUUAAGUUUUUGGCAGACUUAAAAGCAGACUUGAACAGAGACCCUUCAGAUCAUGUGAUAAUGGAAAUUGGCUCGUGUGGGUUGCAUACUAUUCACAAUGCUUUUAAGGUCGGAAUGAACAGUUGUGAAUGGAAAAUUUUUCAUUUUUUGCAUGCUAUUUACAACUUUUUCAAGGAUCGGCCUGCAAGAAGGAGUGACUACACAAUGUUUUCUGGAUCAAAAAAAUUUCCAGUUAAAUUUUGUAAUGUGAGAUGGCUUCAGAACUUUGAGGUUGCACAGAGGGCCCUUGAAAUUAUUCCCAACUUGAAGAAGUAUGUAGAGGGAGUUAAGGAAAAUAAGAAGGAACCAGUUAUGUCUGGUAGCUAUGCAGCAAUGGUAGGAGGUAUACGUGACAAAUUGAUGCCUGCUAAAUUAGCUUUCUUUUGUUUUCUUGUGAAGGAAAUAGAAGACUUCUUGGAGUGCUUUCAAACUGAUGCCCCUAUGGCACCCUUCUUACACACAGAACUCACUAACAUUCUUAUGUCCUUGAUGAAACAUUUUGUGAAGCCUGAGACAAUAAGUUCCAAGAGUAUAGCAAGCAUUGAUUUGUCAAAAUCUGAAGCUCUGUUACAUGCAAAGAAGGUAGAUGUAGGGUAUGGUACACGUGAUGCUCUAAGACGAAUAGAUUCAGUUAAAGAAAUUGACAUUCUUUCUUUCAAGCAGGACUGCCGCACAAUUCUCCAAACAACGUGCAAGAAAAUUAUAAUCAAGUCUCCUUUAAAAUUCAAGCUUGCGAAGGGUAUUACUUGUUGUGAUCCACAAAUGAUAGUGAAAUCGCCCCAAAUAGCUGAGCAGCGUUUACAGAUGUCAUUAGAAGUGUUUGUAGAAAACAACUGGCUGUCUGGUUUGGAAGCACAGAAAAUCCACUCUAACUUCAAAGAAGUCUUUCAGAGUCCAGAAAUGUUAGCAGAUUUAAAGAAUUUUCGUCGAAAAGAAUCUAGGUUAGAUGAGUUCUGGACAAACUUUGUAGUGAAGCAUGAUACAUCCAAAGAACUAGUAACAUUUAUCAAAAUGGUAUUGGUAUUUUCGCAUGGUAAUGCAAGUGUAGAACGUGGGUUUUCAGUUAAUAAAGAUUGUCUUGUUGAAAACAUGCAUGAGAGGUCUCUGAUUGCACAAAGACAAGUUUGGGAUGGAGUGCAAGCAUCUGGUGGAGUUGUACAAGAUUUGAAUAUUACAAAGACUAUGAUUCUGUCUGCCCGCAAUGCUCAUAGUAAAUAUCAGGAUGCACAGACUGAACAGAAGAAAAGUAAUGAAGAUAAAGAAAAAGAAAAGGAUGAGAAGAAAAGGGUUGCAGAUAUUAAAAAUGAUCUUGAAAUGCAAAAAAAGAAGAAACUGGAAGAGUUGACCCUUGUUGAUGAACAAAUUCGUGGCCUUGUGAAGAAAUAUUAAAUUGGUAUUUUAAUCAUUGAGAAGUGUGGAAGUUGUGUAAAUACUUGUGCUUAAGUGAACUAAGUUUUAUGUUAAAUGUCUUAAAAAUGUGCAUCAAAAAAUGUAGAUCUAUGUUACUGUGUGGGAAGCAUUAAGUUUUCAACAAACUGUAAAGCAUAAACUUAUGUUUUACUAUUGCAAAAAUUUUUCUGAAUGGAUGAAUUAAUGCUGUUGGUGCUCAGACAGGUAAGGAAUUAAUUAUACAACUAUAUGUUAAAUUUGAAGUAUUCAGCUGUUGAAAUUGCCAGCAGAUGUUGUGUUGCAAUUUUUUUAAUGAAUAUUUUUUUUCAAAAACAGAAAGUGUUUUGUAACUGUCCAGUGGCGGAUCCAGGAUUUUGGUUUGGGAGGGGCUUGAACCAGCUGAGGCUAGGCUUUAUCAAGGCAAACACUAAAACAAUAAUGGACCCAGAUGCUUUUGGAGGGGGCUUGAGCCCCUUAGCCCCCCCUCUGGAUCCGCUACUGUAACUGUCUUCCAUAUAGGAUUAUCAGAAAAUAUGAAUACAGUAUGUUAGCUUAAUGAGUUUUCUUACUUAUCAGUAGGUGUAGGGCAAUAAUUUUGUUUAUAGUUGAAUGUAUGUAUUAACAUAACCUCGCUUCAUCUACUAGUAUUCUCUAUUGCUAUUGCAUAGUAACUAAACAAACUUAAUUUACUUAGUCCAAAAGUUCUAACAAUGAAACUAUUGCGAUUUGAAUAACAAAAAAUAUCAUCCUUUUUGUGAUUUUGUAGUAAAAAAAUUGUCAGGGAAAAACAUCUUUUUUGUCUGGAAAUCAGGGAAAUGUCAGGGAAUUUGUAAAUGAAAAAUUAGUGGCAACCCUGUAACAGCAUGGCCACGAGGCCAUACUUGAGAAGUAAUAGUUUCAGAUGUUAUAUACAUAUUUAUAAAAAUUAUGUUCGCGAUAGGGGAAUAAUAUUAUUUCGUUUUUAUAACACGAUUUUAUAAUAAAUAUGCAUCCCAAAUACACCAAACUUAUUUAUAAUGUGUUACAAUAUUUUUUAAAACAUUGUGCAAAAGAUCCCGGGUGUAAUUUGAAUUAUUAUGUGUAACUGUAAAACACCAUUGUUGGUUCAAAACGUAUUUGAAAAUUCAACAUUACUUUUAAAUAACCGUACUGAUUGUGCUGAAAAUCAGUGGACGAUCGUUAAAUUACAUAAUAUUAAUAAUUCAAACGACGAAAAUAUGAUUGAAAAGUCAAAUCGAUGGUUGUUCCAAUCGAGUGGAAGAGAGAUGCCACGCAUGCGUACAAUGAGCAUGAAGAGAGGUGCCACACAUGCGUAC
Molecule: messenger RNA, 3794 nt
Organism: Bacillus rossius redtenbacheri
Lineage: Eukaryota; Metazoa; Arthropoda; Insecta; Phasmatodea; Bacillidae
Exons: 2
Coding region: 163-2478 (771 amino acids)
Source: RefSeq, a predicted model, not a curated record